AUGCUGGGCCGCGCAUACUUUGGACUCGAUCAUGAUCCCACCCUGAAUGGGGUGAAACCCAAUUCGCUCAAAUCCCGCGGUGGCGCGGCCCAAGCGACUAGUACCACGUUAGGGUUAGGAAUUCAAUCAUUCCUUCUAGGUCCAUCAUGGGCAAGCCAGGAAGAACCACGUACGGCCCUGCCGGAAAUCCUGAGAUGCGUCUGCAAUGUUGUCGCACAGGGUACCGAGUCUGAUUUAGAGUCUGGGAGGCGACCCAAGGGACCAGGUCGAUCAGACCACUCUGUCGGGUGCGGCGGGAACCCGCCGCAGAAGGUGCACUGUAUUUCGACCUCAUGGAUGUGGGAAGGUGGGAACUGGAUACAGCACCUCUUGAACGGUCCCACGCUGAUUGGGGCUGGAAGAAACAAGAGAGUGCGCGCGCGAGUGGACAGUAAGGGCGAGGAGAAUUGUCCAAUUGGGGGCUCUGAAAUUGCGAAAAAUGGGCCGAUGUGGAAGCUUGAGGCGCGAGAGACGAAGCAGGCGAGGUCGGAGGGAGCUAAGGAUCCACUGCCGGCGGUCACCGGGAUAAAAUGCCGUCCAAUCAAAAUCUCCACUAUGACGAUCUUCUGUGAUUUAUUGUAUGCCAUUUGGCCAGAGGCAACUGCUGUCCCCAUAGAUCUCCAUAGGUAG
This is a messenger RNA of Penicillium cosmopolitanum, 669 nucleotides long. RefSeq lists its product as uncharacterized. The transcript is spliced from 2 exons. The record is from RefSeq and is a predicted model, not a curated record. NCBI's taxonomy places the organism in Eukaryota, Fungi, Ascomycota, Eurotiomycetes, Eurotiales, Aspergillaceae. Bases 1 to 669 code for a protein of 222 amino acids.